Molecule: messenger RNA, 667 nt
Organism: Sorghum bicolor (sorghum)
Lineage: Eukaryota; Viridiplantae; Streptophyta; Magnoliopsida; Poales; Poaceae
Product: basic leucine zipper 43
Exons: 1
Coding region: 76-585 (169 amino acids)
Biological process (GO): regulation of DNA-templated transcription
Molecular function (GO): DNA-binding transcription factor activity
Source: RefSeq, a predicted model, not a curated record
CUAUAAAUCCACCCCGGUACCCUCUCCUUUUCUUUCACAAGCCACCCUUCCCUCCAUUUCAUAGCUCGAGUGAACAUGUACCCUGCUGAGAUUGCUAGUGUUCCAUACUUAUCUCCUGCAAGUGCAGCCUCUUUCAAACCUCAUUACCAUGUAGCUACCGACGACUUCCUCUACCAGUAUAGCAACCUUAUGUUGCCUCACCCUUCAUCCUACCAAGAUGUUGCUCACCUGGUCCUUGAAGCUAGCUUCCCAGUUGGUAAUAAAUCCAAUUCGGAGGAGUCAGAUGACUAUCAACGCAGUCUUGCAGAAGAGCGCAGGAAGAGAAGGAUGAUAUCCAAUAGGGAGUCUGCCCGACGAUCACGCAUGAGAAAGCAGAAGCAGCUGAGCGAGCUCUGGGCGCAGGUUGUUCACCUCCGCAGCACCAACCGUCAACUCCUUGAUCAGCUAAACCAUGUCAUCAGAGACUGUGACCGUGUCCAGCAUGAAAACUCCCAGCUGAGAGAUGAACAAACCAAAUUGCAGCAGCAGCUAGAGAAGCUCCCUUUAGAGACCACAGAGAGUGGUGUCAUGAGUCCUGACUCUUGAAGUAUCCAGGAUUCCAAGUGUUAGAUGAGAUAAUAUGAGAUUUAAACUAAGAGGCUUCCUUCGUUCUAUCCUGAGGCUUUCA